Molecule: messenger RNA, 1388 nt
Organism: Diachasma alloeum
Lineage: Eukaryota; Metazoa; Arthropoda; Insecta; Hymenoptera; Braconidae
Gene: Rae1
Product: mRNA export factor
Exons: 5
Coding region: 249-1319 (356 amino acids)
Biological process (GO): transcription-dependent tethering of RNA polymerase II gene DNA at nuclear periphery; RNA export from nucleus
Cellular component (GO): nuclear pore
Molecular function (GO): ubiquitin binding; RNA binding
Source: RefSeq, a predicted model, not a curated record
UGCGCAACUUCGUGGGGCUGAAAACAUGUUUGAAACGCUUCCAGAGUGAAUAAAGGCGGAAAACCCGGAGUCCAGUGAUUUUUACAGUAAUUUGUUAAUUCUAUCAAAGGUUUCUACAUAAACCUUCAUUUGUUUCCAGUAACUCGUACAAUUUAUUCCCUUCCUUAUUAUUUUUGUGAGACAACAAUAUAUCAACUAGUGAAACAAGGAUCGUUGGAAUAAUUUAUUGAGAACAACAGGAAAAAGAGAUGUUCAACCAGACAAGCACAUUGGGAGCUGUUGCCCCAAGCAAUGCCAACCCCAUGAAGGAUUUUGAAGUGGUUUCACCACCAGACGAUUCGAUAUCGAGUCUAGCUUUCAGUCCAGCAUCGAUCCCCCAGAAUUUUCUUGUCGCUGGGUCAUGGGACUGCAACGUCAGGUGCUGGGAGGUUGAACAAUCUGGGAAGACUGUUCCUAAGUCCAUGCAGACACUAGGGGGACCGGUUUUAGACGUUUGUUGGCACGAUGAUGGAACCAAAGUAUUCAUGGCAUCCUGCGACAAAAUGGUAAAAUGCUGGGAUUUAGCAUCAAAUCAGAGUGUCCAAGUAGCUCAACACGAGGCACCAGUUAAAACGUGUCACUGGGUCAAGGGAUCAAACUACUCAUGUCUGAUGACUGGCUCCUGGGAUAAGACACUCAAAUUCUGGGACACCAGGAGUCCAAAUCCACUGUUGACGAUUAAUCUGCCAGAACGAUGCUACUGUGCUGAUGUUGACUAUCCAAUGGCUGUUGUUGGAACAGCAGGUCGAGGCCUAAUAAUUUACCAGCUGGAAGGCUCUCCCCAGGAGUUCAAGAGGGUCGAAUCCCCCCUGAAGUACCAGCACCGUUGUGUCGCAAUAUUCAGAGACAAGAAGAAGGUCCCAAAUGGCUACGCCCUUGGCAGCGUUGAAGGACGAGUUGCCAUUCAGUACGUGAACCCCUCGAACCCCAAAGACAACUUCACCUUCAAGUGUCAUAGGUCGAAUGGCGCCCCCAACGGCUACCAGGACAUCUACGCCGUCAACGACAUUGCAUUCCACCCAGUGCAUGGGACUCUGGCCACUGUUGGCAGUGAUGGAACCUUCAGCUUCUGGGAUAAAGACGCUAGGACUAAAUUGAAGCCCUCUGAACCCAUGGAACAGCCCAUAACUCGUUGCUGCUUCAAUCACAAUGGACAAAUCUUCGCUUAUGCUGUGUCGUAUGAUUGGUCGAAGGGUCACGAAUUCUAUAAUCCGAUGAAGAAAAACUACAUCUUCCUCAGAUCGUGCUACGACGAACUGAAGCCGAGGAGUACCUCAUGAAAAAUGUUCAUGGUUUUUGUCUUGUAUUUUUUAUCGCAAAAGAGGCUUGAAUAAAUUUCUUCUAUUACU